Emericellopsis atlantica is the source of this 870-nucleotide messenger RNA. RefSeq lists its product as uncharacterized. Bases 225 to 713 code for a protein of 162 amino acids. The record is from RefSeq and is a predicted model, not a curated record. The transcript has 2 exons. NCBI's taxonomy places the organism in Eukaryota, Fungi, Ascomycota, Sordariomycetes, Hypocreales, Bionectriaceae.
CAGGUUCCGUCCGUCUUGCGUCCGCGCUCUCUUUGGGACCUGAGCUGGAGUACAUGUACGUACUACUUGUUGUUGAAGGGCAUUUUAGCUCGCAUAGGCCCCGCCGUCCAGCGCCCAUGCUGUCCUCACAUCUGUACAUGUGCUAGACUAGUAGGUGCCGUUCUAGCAACGUCGACAUGGACUCAGAGAGCACAUCAUCGUAGGUGCAUCCUGCCGGCCAGCCGAUGAAACCAAGCCCGCCUGUGGUCGAUGGAAUGGUCGACCCCAGCGCCGCAACAAGCGCGUGCGCUCACUCACUCAGUCGCAGCAGUACACGCUAUCUCAUAGACAUGCCGCAUGCGUGGCAGCGUGCAUCACACAACAUUCAUCCUCCCCAGGGCCAGCCUAAAAGACCAUCCAUGGGCCCUGGUCUUUGUGUCGCCUUUGCUUCAUUGCUCAUGCUCAUGCUCACUGCGAGAGACGACCCGUCCUUGUGCCUUUCCCGCCUACACGGCCCAAUUAGCUCGCACACGUCUGACUGCAGCUCUCACGACAUAGCAGCACCCGCGGCAGUUGAGCUGAUCCUUCAGCACCAGACGGACAACGUCCUGCCGCCCCGGGCGGAACAGGGUAGAGCACGGCUUUGCAGAUCAUUAAAGUCGGGCAGAGACUCGUGGCCUGCGCGCGCGUCCCUCGCUUGUCCCUUCGCACGCCCUCUUGUCCUGGCUGCAUAAGUACAAGACAUCAACAACCACCGCGAGAUUGCAUGCCCAACUUCCGGAACCGACAGGCCCUGUUAUUAACGCAUGGAACACUCUGACAAGCCCAGCCCAGACCAGACAGCCACUCCUCGGAGGACUCGCUGCUGUCCCCUUUCUGGAUUUCUCCCCC